Messenger RNA from Diospyros lotus (date-plum), 828 nucleotides. RefSeq lists its product as uncharacterized. The record is from RefSeq and is a predicted model, not a curated record. Gene Ontology annotation, molecular function: nucleic acid binding. The transcript has 2 exons. Gene Ontology annotation, biological process: DNA integration. Lineage: Eukaryota; Viridiplantae; Streptophyta; Magnoliopsida; Ericales; Ebenaceae. The coding region runs from base 1 to 828 and encodes 275 amino acids.
AUGGACCCCUUUGUCAGUUAUUUGAAGGAUGGCAAGCUACCAGAAAGUGACUUAGAGGCUCGUGAGCUAAAAAGGAGGGCCCAGAAGUUUGUACAAGUCAACGAAGAGUUGUAUAAGAGAUCUUUCACCCAACCACUCUUGAAGUGUGUGAGGCCUCGCGAAGCUGACUAUGUUUUAAGAGAGAUCCAUGAGGGAAUAUGUGGGAGUCACAUAAGAGCCCGGACUCUCUACCAGAAAGCCCUUCGACAAGGGUACUACUGGCCGACUAUGGUGUCUGAUGCAGAGCAGCUAGUCAAGAAAUGUGAAAGAUGCCAACGGGUUUCUAACCUGAUUCAUGUUCCUAGUGCCAUGCUCACCCACCUGGUCCAGCCAUGCUAUAAUGGGACCCAGUUUACAGAUCGAACGGUCAAGGAAUGGUGUCAAGAGUUGGGGAUCAAGCAGCACUUCACCUCGGUAGCUCAUCCACAAGCUAACGGACAGAUUGAGCUUGCCAAUAGGACUAUGCUCCAUGGAUUAAAAGCUCGGGUGGACAAGGCAGAUAAAAGGUGGGUGGAUGAGUUACCGAGCAUCCUUUGGUCUUAUCGGACCACGAUGAGGGGGUCCACUGGGGAAACCCCAUUUAACUUAUGUUACGGCUCAGAAGCCCUUAUUCCGGUAGAGAUCGAGAUCCCAACUUUUAGAGUGGAUCAUUUUAACCUAGAGUCCAAUGAGCAAGGCCUGAGGAAUAACUUGGAUACAAUGGAAGAGCUUCGCGACGAAGCAAGGGUCCGCCAGGCGGUUUAUAAUCAACGGAUUGAGAGGUACUACAACCGAAGGGUGAAAGCUUGA